UUGGUGUCCGAGUGCGUGUGUGUCCACGCGUGUGCACGUGUGUGCGCGAGCAGCGAGUCUCUGGGAAGGGUUAACUCCAGCUCGGCUGUCCUGCUCAGGGCCCCAGCGGCCAGGAUGGGAGGGGUGGGCCUCGGUGGGGCGGGCUGGGCUUGCCUUCUGACAGGAGUGUUUGCCGAGCAGAACUGAGCGUGGAGAAGUCAAGAUGCCUUUAGGAAUGGCCGCCAAAGCCCCCACCUGGCAGUCCCUCCCCCCUGUCCCCCUCGGCAGGUGGCCUCCUGGAGACUGUCAUUAGAGGAAUGAGCCGGGAGUGAACGUCAGCGCACCCACACUUGGGGGGACGCAGCAGACCAGGAUGGACGUGGUCGACAGCCUUCUUGGGAAUGGAAGCUACAUCUCUCCUCCCUGCGACCUCCGGGUGGAAAACGACACGCUUUUCUGCUUGGAUCGGCCCCUUCCUUCCAAAGAGUGGCAGCCGGCUGUGCAAAUUCUCUUGUACUCCUUGAUAUUCCUGCUCAGCGUGCUGGGGAACACGCUGGUCAUUACGGUACUGAUUCGGAACAAGAGGAUGAGGACGGUCACCAACAUCUUCCUGCUCUCCCUGGCUGUCAGCGAUCUCAUGCUCUGCCUCUUCUGCAUGCCUUUCAACCUCAUCCCCAACCUGCUCAAGGAUUUCAUCUUCGGGAGUGCCGUUUGCAAGACCACCACCUACUUCAUGGGCACCUCCGUGAGUGUAUCCACCUUUAAUCUGGUGGCCAUCUCUCUGGAAAGAUACGGUGCCAUUUGCAAGCCCUUACAGUCCCGGGUCUGGCAGACCAAAUCCCAUGCUCUGAAAGUGAUUGCAGGUACCUGGUGCCUCUCCUUCACCUUGAUGACACCAUACCCAAUUUAUAGCGAGUUGGUGCCUUUUACCAAAAAUAACAACCAGACAGCUAACAUGUGUCGCUUUCUGCUGCCCAAUGCGGUGAUGCAGCAAUCCUGGCACACAUUCCUGUUACUCAUCCUCUUUCUGAUUCCUGGAAUCGUGAUGAUGGUGGCCUAUGGGUUAAUCUCAUUGGAACUUUACCAAGGAAUAAAAUUUGAUGCUAACCAGAAGUCUGCUAGAGAAAGGAAGCCGAGCACCGCCAGCAGCAGUGGCAGGUAUGAGGACAGUGACGGGUGCUACCUGCAGAAGUCCAGACACCCCAGGAAGGUGGAGCUCCAGCAGCUGUCCGGCAGCAGGGUCAGCCGCAUCAGAAGCAGCAGCUCGGCGGCCAACCUGCUGGCCAAGAAGCGCGUGAUCCGCAUGCUCAUGGUCAUCGUGGUCCUCUUCUUCCUGUGCUGGAUGCCCAUCUUCAGCGCCAACGCCUGGCGGGCCUAUGACACCGUCUCGGCCGAGCGCCGCCUCUCGGGGACCCCCAUUUCCUUCAUCCUCCUGCUCUCCUACACCUCCUCCUGCGUCAACCCCAUCAUCUACUGCUUCAUGAACAAACGGUUCCGCCUUGGCUUCAUGGCCACCUUUCCUUGCUGCCCCCACUCUGGCCCCCCAGGUGUGCGCGGGGAGGUGGGGGAGGAGGAGGAAGGCAGGACCACGGGGGCCUCUCUGUCCAGGUACUCCUACAGCCACAUGGGUGCCUCUGCCCCGCCCCCCUGAACAGCCCUGGCCCCUGCAGUGCGGCAGGAAGGAGGGGGACGAGGUGAGACAGGGCGGAAGGAAAAAGCUAGUACCGAAGGAGCAGGAGGCAGGAAGGAAGGGGUCAUUUCCGGCGGAGGCAGGAAGGAAGGGGUCAUUUCCGGCGGGAACGGUCCCUUGUCUGUGUUUCAUCUUUCAUCCCGGUUUCGGGGAUCAAGUGCGGCAGCGACUCAGUCUCUAAGCAGGUCAAGGAAGGGCACUUUCAGUAAUAUUCACCCUCAGAACAUACCUGAGCAGGUUGGUAACAGGAGCCCCGUAGGGUGCAUGCUGCCAAUGUCAUUGGCAUGUACAUGUUCACGUAAGGAUUUUGAUCUUGCUGAACUUUAGAAGGUUCUAGAACAUCCACAGUGGGCUCUCCCCAUUGUGACAUACUUGCAUGCUCUGCUUCUGUCGAUGCAGAAUUGUGAGGUCUGCCUUGUCCUGGAGAAGUCCAUCCACCACACUUCUGUGUGCAUCCUGUAGCCACCCUCCUCCUUGUGACCACAAAAGGGGACGAGAAGCAAACCCUCUUCUGGUCAAUUUCUGCAGUAAGGGAACGCCAUGACUUUUUUUCUUGAGGUUGGCCAAGGACAUUCAGAGACCUAAGUUUAUGUCCUCAUCAGAAUUAUAUAAGGAACGUUGUGUCAGAGAUGGAAUUUGGAACUUGGAUUUCCAAAAAGAAGCGAGAAUGCCAGGCAGCCAGGCUAGGUGGAAUGCUAGCUUAUCUUCAGGAAUGCCAAGUUCCAAAGGGCACAGCAAGGCUUUUUCCUACAUUAACAGCAUAUUGUAGAACUCCUGUCUGUGUGAUAGUAAAGCCCAAGGCUUCUUUGCCGCACUUUCUCACACUCAUCUGACAUUUUCUUUCUUCCAGAAAGCCUAUGGGUACAAAGGAGAGCUAUGAUCUAUGUGUUCCUGAGCAAGGGUGGAGUAGAGCAGUUCCAGCCUAAACUGAGGCACACGGGACUUAAUUACCAAAUAACUUUUGACUAUCAAAGCUGCUAUGCCUUCCGGUCCAACCUCUGUUCUUGUUACUAAUUGUAUAUAACUUUGUGUCUAUAUAAAUCAAACACAUAACGAUGUCCCUUACCUCUAGACUUUGUGAUGUUUUUCAAAAGAAAAAAAAUAAUAUUGAACAGAUCUUAGAACUAAGCAAGUGUUGUUUUUCAUUCAUGACAGUUGGGGUUUCCUGUGAGAUGCUUUUCUCUGCUCAAACCUCUCUCCUCAACUCCAGAAAUCUCAAUUUGAAAUGUCAUAUGAGUUCAACUUCUAGUUACCACAAAGCACAUCUCUGUAACAGAAUGUGUCUAGCCCGCCACCAUUCCCAGUUACCAUUCUUUACUCUAAUGGUCUAAUUUUGUGGGCAAUGUUGUCCUGUCAGCUGAAAUAAAUGAACAGACAUUUUUGACAGAAACACGUUUACAUGCUAGUGGAGGAAGUAAAAACAAACAAUAACAAAGGAUUUGUUGUUUUUAUGCCUGCAAGCAUCUUGGUCGUGAGCUUUGGGGUGUUUUGUUUGCACCCAAGACUGAUUUCAAUUAUAGGGAAAGAGACUGUGGCAGUGGGUGUGACAGAGAGUAACAAGAGGUGAUGUGAAUAGGGGUCACUGAGCAACAAGUGGGUGACAUUGUGUGGGUUUUUGUGCAGGAAGGUAGAAAAUUGUCUGCUAAUGGAGAAGAAAUAUUGAGGAGGUAAUUUUUUAUUACGGGGGACUUUUUAAGUGGAGGUUAGUUUUUCUGUUCUUCAGGCUGAAAUCUUUAAAAUUUAUAAUCAAUUAUCUUAGUCAAAAAUUUCCAGGUAAAAAAUUCAAACCACUAAAAGCUGAAUGGUUAAGAUGCUAGUGGUAAAAGGUGAAAAUGUUUUUGAUACAAAAUCGGCAAAUUUCCUGCCACAAGAAUGAAUCUUUCCUUCUGACAGUGUUAGUAUAUAAAUGAAAAUAAGUUAGGCCCUCAUUACUGGGAACCGCUGACAUUUCCAAAGGUAUGUCACUCUGCAAAUAAAAUUGCCAGAUUUGGCAUACAAAAUACAGGAUGCUCAGUUAAAUCCUAAUUUCAAACAAACAACAAAUAGUUGUUAGCAUGACUAUGUCUCAUGCACUAAAAUAGAUCCUGUGUCUUAUCUGUCAGCCUUACUCUAAAAUAAUUUUAAAAGCACCUAAAAAUAUUAAUAAGAUUUCUCAGAUCUAAAACAAGAAAAUGCCUCUGUUCACUAAAUGCAUUGGAAAGUCUUUCAUAUGAUGGAAGCUUUAUUAAAAAGAAGAAAAAGCUAUUAACUUCCUGAAUCUGUACCUGACCUUUGGAAAUGGACUGAUCAACAGGCGGAUGUUAGCCUUUAAAAAAAACUUUUUUUUUUAACAUAAAGAUAUUCUAGUGUUUUGUUGAGCCAACUGCCUUUAUUUUUGUGCUAAAAAAAGAACCUGUUUAAAAUAAAGUGGCUAGUAGAAUAAAGAA
This is a messenger RNA of Condylura cristata (star-nosed mole), 4095 nucleotides long. RefSeq names its product cholecystokinin A receptor (gene CCKAR). Lineage: Eukaryota; Metazoa; Chordata; Mammalia; Eulipotyphla; Talpidae. The transcript is spliced from 5 exons. Bases 353 to 1630 code for a protein of 425 amino acids. Gene Ontology annotation, molecular function: neuropeptide receptor activity; cholecystokinin receptor activity. Gene Ontology annotation, cellular component: membrane. Gene Ontology annotation, biological process: neuropeptide signaling pathway. The record is from RefSeq and is a predicted model, not a curated record.